This is a messenger RNA of Sturnus vulgaris (Common starling), 1377 nucleotides long. RefSeq names its product GIPC PDZ domain containing family member 2 (gene GIPC2). Gene Ontology annotation, molecular function: protein binding. The record is from RefSeq and is a predicted model, not a curated record. NCBI's taxonomy places the organism in Eukaryota, Metazoa, Chordata, Aves, Passeriformes, Sturnidae.
CAGGAGCCCGAGGUCGGCGCGAAAGAUGCCGCUGGGGCUGAGGAACAAGAAGAAGGACAAGUCCAAGGAGACCUUCAAGCUGGUGGAGAGCGAGGCGGCGGCCCCGGCCCCCGCGGCGGCCCCGGCGCCGUCGGCCGGCGCGUCGCGGCUGCAGUUCCACACGCAGCUGGCGCACGGCAGCCCCACGGGCCGCGUGGAAGGCUUCAGCAGCGCCCGCGAGCUGUACGGCCGGAUCGGAGAGGCGUUCGGCAUCCACCCCGCCCAGAUCAUGUUUUGCACUUUGAACACUCAUAAAGUGGAUAUGGACAAGCUCUUAGGUGCACAAAUUGGCCUUGAAGAUUUCAUAUUUGCCCAUGUGAAAGGACAACGAAAAGAAGUGGAAGUUCUUAAAACUGAUGAUAUGCUGGGGCUUACCAUUACAGACAAUGGAACUGGCUGUGCCUUUAUAAAGCGAAUCAAAGAAGGCAGCCUUAUGGACCAAACCAAAACCGUCUGUGUGGGCGAUCACAUAGAGACCAUAAAUGGAAAAAAUGUGUCAGAGUAUCGGCAUUAUGAAGUUGCCAAAAUGCUGAAAGAUCUGGAGAAAGGUCAGAAGUUUAAGCUGGAGUUGGUAGAGCCUUUGAAAGCAUUUGAGAAGCUGGAACCAAGGUCCAAAGGCAGAACUGUGCCAGAGGCUAAAAUCUCCAAAGGGAGAGAAACACUUCGCCUGAGAACCAAAGGCCCUGCUACUGUGGAGGAAGUGCCAACUGAAGUUGAAGAAAAAGCAAUUAAAAAAGUGGAUGAGCUUCUUGAAACAUACAUGGGCAUAAGAGAUAUUGAAUUAGCUGCAACAAUUGUGGAAGCUGGAAGAGACAAGAAAAAUCCAGAUGAAUUCGCAGUGGCAUUGGAUGAAACUCUUGGAGACUUUGCAUUUCCAGAUGAGUUUGUAUUUGAUGUAUGGGGAGCAAUAGGUGAUGCUAAACAAGGACGACUGGAAUGAGAACUGUGCCGUUUAUCAAUCCCUGUUUGAAAAUAUAAAAUUAUUUGCAAAUGCAUCAGAAUUUUAAUAAUUUUAUUGAUGUGAAUUCAGGGUUCUCUGCACUGAGACUUUCCUUUGCAAAGGAAGGCUUCUGAUAGAAAUGAAGGUAAACCCAAACUUCUGACAACUGUUAUUUAAAACAUUUAAUUUACAUAUAGAAAUCACUGUGAGGAGAGUGUCAAGGUGAUAUUUUUAUACAGAAAUUUUCUGAAAACUAGGUAAUUUUUAUUGUACAUACACUUUGACACCAAUAUUCUGAAAAGUGUUAGACAUAUGCAACAAGGAAUUUGGAUUAUUUUCUCUCUUUAUAAAGUUGUUGAGAAACUACUUAGCUUCAAGCUGCAGUUCCCUGGUUUUCU